This is a messenger RNA of Notechis scutatus (mainland tiger snake), 619 nucleotides long. The record is from RefSeq and is a predicted model, not a curated record. NCBI's taxonomy places the organism in Eukaryota, Metazoa, Chordata, Lepidosauria, Squamata, Elapidae.
GCUCACUUUCAGCGCACCACAAGAAAAAGGUUCGCCCUCCCUGGCCUAGGCUGCCUCCUGCCUCCUCCCCCGCCUUCCAUGCCUCUAGGCUGCCUCUGACUUGAUCUUUCUCUUCGCAGCUGAUGGACGUCAGUCUGGAUCUCUGGAAGGCCUACAGUAAAGUGGAUCCCAAUUCUUUGGAGAGCUUACUUGACGAGGAUUUGAUGACUUUUGAACAUCAGUGGGCAAACUUCUUUGCCAAUUUUGACACUGAAAUUCCUUUCAUGCUGGAACUCUCAGAAUCCCAAACAGGAGAGCCAUUCCGAAGUUACUUCAGCCACGGGUUGAUUUCAAGCCAUAUAACAGAUAACAGCCCCAGCAGGCAACCGUUUGUACUCUUUGGCACCCACUCAUCCAGAGAAAAUCUGAAUUCGGGCAAUUUCAGCUUCCCCUCGGAAGGGCACCUGCUUCGCAACACGGGCCUGGCUGGCAGCCUCGCCAAGCACAUGGUGGUGCAGUGUGUCUCUCCCAAGGGGCCCCUGGCUUGUUCCAGGACCUACUUCUUCGGUGCCACUCACACUCCUUACCUUGGUAAGUCCAGCCACUAAACCAAGAUUUCUCACCUGGCUGAUUCCUGAGC